Hemiscyllium ocellatum (epaulette shark) is the source of this 2160-nucleotide messenger RNA. RefSeq names its product broad substrate specificity ATP-binding cassette transporter ABCG2-like. Gene Ontology annotation, cellular component: plasma membrane. The record is from RefSeq and is a predicted model, not a curated record. The transcript is spliced from 14 exons. Bases 1 to 1809 code for a protein of 602 amino acids. Gene Ontology annotation, molecular function: ABC-type transporter activity; ATP hydrolysis activity; ATP binding. NCBI's taxonomy places the organism in Eukaryota, Metazoa, Chordata, Chondrichthyes, Orectolobiformes, Hemiscylliidae.
AUGUUGCUUCCCGAGUUACCUAAGUUUAAGAUUCAUCUGUUGAGCCUGAGAUUGUUAGAUAUUCUGGCUGCAAGAAAGGAUCGCAGAGGGCUAUCUGGGGAAGUCCUGAUUGAUGGAAUUCCACAACCUUCCAAUUUCAAAUGCAUCUCUGGUUAUGUUGUUCAGGAUGAUAUUCUCAUGGGAACAUUGACUGUGAGAGAAAAUUUGCUGUUUUCUGCAGCUUUGCGAUUGCCUAGUUCAUUUAGGUUCAAGGAGAAAGAAGAAAAGGUGGAGCAAAUCAUCUCUCAACUUGGACUAACCAAAGUGUCUGACUGCAAGGUUGGUACAGAAUUGAUCCGAGGUGUCUCUGGUGGGGAAAGAAAAAGAACACAUAUUGGUAUGGAACUCAUAACUGAUCCUCCUGUUUUAUUUCUGGAUGAGCCCACAACAGGUUUGGAUUCCAACACUGCAAAAUCUGUGUUGACGCUAUUGAAAAGCCUAUCGAGAUAUGGUCGAACUAUUAUAUUCUCUAUCCACCAGCCUCAAUACUUCAUAUUUAAACUUUUUGAUAGCCUGACACUGCUGUUGAAUGGAAGAAUGGUAUAUCAUGGUCCAGCCAGCACAGCAUUACAGUUCUUUUCAUCUAUUGGCUAUGAGUGCGAAACCUUCAACAAUCCAGCGGAUUUCUUUUUAGAUGUUAUGAAUGGAGACUUUAAUAGUAAAGAAAAUCAUCAGCUGGCAGCAGGUUUGGACAAUGAAAGUUCAGGAAAAUCAACGUCAGACAUGAAACAGGAAAAAACUUUUGCAGAGAAGCUGGCUGAAUCCUAUAUGAAAUCAAGCCAGUAUCAAGAGACAGUGGAAAUACUUAUGCAGAUAGAAGGAAACAGAGGUGAUAAAGAAAUAAAAGAAAUGCAAAUGCAGUCAAUUACAUAUACAACAAGCUUCUUACAUCAACUUUUCUGGGUUAGUAAUCGGAUAUUUAAGAAUUUUAUUCGAAACCCACAGUCAUCUAUUGCCGAGGUUUUUCUUAAUAGUCUUCUGGGAUUCUUUCUUGGUGCAAUCUAUUUUGGAGUAAAACUUGAUUCAAGUGGAAUUCAAAACAGAGUCGGUUCUUUCCAUUUCCUUGCUUCCUACGAAUGCUUUAGUAGUGUGUCUGCUGUGGCAUUGUUCAUCCAAGCCAGGAAAAUCUUCAUACAUGAAUAUAUCAGUGGAUAUUACAGGAUUUCAGCAUACUUCUUAGCAACAAUAAUAGGGGAUUUAUUACCCAUACGAACUCUGCCUGCCAUUGUAUUUUCAUGCAUAACCUAUUGGAUGGUUGGUUAUCAGAGGAAUCUUGCCAAUUUUUUAUUCUUUAUGCUAAUUCUGUUACUGACAUCAUAUGCAGCUACAUCCUUGGCUAUGGCUGUUAGUGCUGGAUUAGAUACAAUGACUACUGCAGGUGUGGUAAUCAAUGGUAUUUUCGUUUUUGCAAUGACCUUUUCUGGCCUUCUUGUGAACUUGCCAAGUAUUUCAAAGGGGCUGAACUGGUUGCAAUAUUUCAGUAUUCCUAGGUACAGCUUUGCGGCACUGCAGGUGAAUGAAUUCAGAAACCUGUACUUCUGUAAUCACGAACAAAGGAAUGACACAAUACUAUCACAGGCAGUAGCCAAUUGCUCUGGGAACCUGUCACCAAGUAAAGGAAUAUGUUAUGGUGAAGAGUACUUGUGUGGGCAAGGAAGUGGAUUUGAUUUGUGGGCCAUAUGGAAGAAUGUUAUUGCACUUGCUUGCAUAACAAUAAUUUUUCUGAUUGUAGCAUAUGUCAAUCUUAGGUGUAUGAGGAAAUUCACAUAACCCUCUUAAAAUUAAAUUCAUAUUUUAUAAUCUAGUUAAAUAUAAACUAUUUCUCCAUUGUUACAAUGGAUAAUCAUAACUGAGAUAAGGUGUCAGGCUUGGCAAACUAGCAACCCUCUAAUUUGUGGGACAAAAAAACUCAUUCCUAAAAUUUCAGCACAUAAUGUAAAUUGAGAGCAUUAUGCGGUACUUGAGGGAGUGUAUCACUGUCAGAAGUAUUAUCUUUUGAUAUAAUACUCAAUUUGAUGCCUUAACAUUUCUUCAAGUUGAUGUGAAAAAUCCCAUAGCACUAUUUAAAAAGAAUAGGGCAUCUGGUUGAGCCAACAUUUAUCUUUCAGCUGGUAUAAUCGU